Gopherus evgoodei (Goodes thornscrub tortoise) is the source of this 3314-nucleotide messenger RNA. RefSeq names its product calpain 10 (gene CAPN10). Gene Ontology annotation, cellular component: cytoplasm. The coding region runs from base 482 to 2500 and encodes 672 amino acids. Gene Ontology annotation, molecular function: calcium-dependent cysteine-type endopeptidase activity. Lineage: Eukaryota; Metazoa; Chordata; Testudines; Testudinidae. Gene Ontology annotation, biological process: proteolysis. The transcript is spliced from 14 exons. The record is from RefSeq and is a predicted model, not a curated record.
AUCAUGGUUGGAAAGAGGAGUGGGGAGUAAAGUGUGUGAGAGAGAGGCACACAAUUGUGUAGGAAGUGCAGAAGAAAUCUAUGGGAAAUCGACUAAACAAGAAUUUUUCAAAUCAUAAUAUAGGGGGACUAUUUUUGUCCUUUGCGCCCAUCCAAGUGCUAUGCAAUUUUUAAUGAAAAUUGGUAGCAUAGUCUAAACAGAUGGAAGAACAAGCAGUGUGUGUUGUCUUUGUUUUAUUAUUCGCUGAAAAGAUGCACCGCACACCUGGAUUUGAGAAGCUGCGUCAGAGCUGUCUGGCAAAAACAUGGCAUGAGCCUCGGAGAGAGGGAAAUGUCCACAGUCUAAGUAUUGGAUUCUUCAGGGCCAACAACUGAUUUGAAUAAGAUAUCAGCUAAUAUGGUUCAAGCAAUUAAGUGGAAACGAUUUCAGUUGGAAACAUAAAGUCUUAGAAGAGGCCAACAAAGCUUCAGUUGUGUUGAAAAUGCUGGGAGACAGAGUGCAGUCAGCUACAAAACAAAAUCUUUUCCAAGACCCCACAUUUCCAGCAAGUGACACCUCCCUUUUUUUUAACUAUUCCACCCCACUCUCACAAUUCAGAGGGGAGAUUUCCUGGCUGAGACCUCAGGAAAUUUGUUCUGCUCCUCGAUUGUUUUCAGACAAUCCACAGGAGGUGCAAGUGAAGCAAGGGAUUUUGGGAGAUUGUUGGUUCCUAUGUGCCUGUGUUGCUUUGCAGAAGAGUAAAUACCUGCUAACUAAGGUAAUCCCUCCAGGUCAGCCCAGCUGGACAGAUGAGACGUACACAGGCUGUUUCACUUGUCAAGUCUGGCAAUUUGGACAUUGGGUGGAAGUAACCAUUGAUGAUCGCCUGCCUUGCCUGGGGGGUAAACUCUGCUUCUCCCAGUGUCAGACAGAAGAUGUGUUUUGGCUUCCCUUACUGGAAAAGGUCUAUGCUAAGGUGCAUGGGUCUUAUGAGCAGUUAUGGGCAGGGCAAGUGGCAGAUGCUUUAGUUGACUUGACUGGAGGUCUAGCUGAGAGAUGGACCCUAAAAGACCCUGGAAGAAGCAUGGAAAGAGAGAGGACUGGUAGAGUUUUGGAGAAGAUGAUAUUUAGGAGACUGAUGAACCUGAAGGAACGAUGUGUGAUAAGUUGCUCAGUCCUCAGCUCCAGGCAAGGUGCCAGUGAACUGGGAGAAUUUCAUGCCUUUAUUGUCUCAGAUAUGCUUCAUCUCUCCAGAGUCUUGGGCAAGGAAAUAAUCUUGCUACGGAUACGAAACCCUUGGGGGAGGCGAUGUUGGAAAGGACACUGGAGGGAAGGUGGUCAAGGGUGGAGCCAAUUGGAUCCAGUAGUUGCUUCAGAAUUGCUUUCCCAGAUUCAGGAAGGAGAAUUCUGGGUUGAGGAGGAAGAGUUUUUCAAGGAGUUUGAUGAGAUUACCAUUGGGUUUCCAGUCACUGAAGAUGGAGAGCUUCAGAGCCUUUAUACAGAGAAAGUGCUGAGUCAUACUCAGAAUCUCUGUGGCUCCUGGGUGAAAGGCCAGUCUGCAGGUGGUUGCCGUAACAACAACAGCUUCCCUGUUAACCCCAAGUUCUGGCUGAGGAUAUGUGAGCAGAGUGAGGUGUGCAUUGCUCUUCUGCAGAAACCCAGGAAGUACUGUGCUGAUUGGGCUGGAAGAACUCAGAAUCUGACUCGCUCAGCAGAGGAAGGUUCAUCUUUUACUGAAGGCAUUCAAGGGAAGAAUUACCAGGCUGUGGGACUGCAUAUCUGGAAGGUGGAGAAGAGGCGGUUUAACCUACCAAAGACCCUCUCUGCUCCUCCGGUUGUUGGUACCAUUUGUCAUUCUUAUGACAGAGAAGUACAUUUGCGCUGUGACCUUGCCCCUGGUUAUUACCUUAUUGUCCCUAGCAUCUUUCUGAAGAAUGCAGAGAGCGACUUCGUGCUUCGUGUAUUCUCAACGGGGAGAAUCUGCCUCAGUGAGAUAAAACCACCACCCACUGAUGCUGCCCUCUGUGAAGAGCUCCCACCAGGUGAAUGGGAGACUGUGCAGCUACAGGGAUGCUGGAAAAAUGGCCAAAGUGCUGGAGGUAGCAGGAACUUCCACUCCUUCCAUACCAAUCCCUGCUUUCCCCUCUCCGUCCCUGCAGGAACAGAAGAGCGUAGCAUGAAAGUCACCCUCCGCCAGCACUGUCAAGAUAGCAAGUGUCUUCCAAUAGGGUUUCAUAUCUUCCAGGUGCCUAACAGCAGUUGGAAACCACACACUUGUUCUUUUCUGCACUUGGAGCCACUGGUUAGCUGUGUACCUCAUUGCUACUCACAGGAAGUGAGCCAACUGUGCAGACUCUCUGCAGGGAAUUAUGUAAUUGUACCUUCAACGUAUUUGCCUAAUACUGAAGGCAAUUUCACAGUGGUCAUAACAACCAAAAUAGACAGGAAAUGCAUUCAGAGCCAGGAGACCCUUGGACAAAUAUUGCAAGAAGUCUCCUUUACAGCUGUGAUGAAAAGGUAAUUUGGAAUUCUUGCAUCAACAUCAUAACAGUAGAGACUAGAAAAGCCUGACCUCUGGCUAUUUUCAGUUUGAAAUGAAGUAACCAGAAAAUACCCUGAUCCCAGUGGUUUUCCAUUCAGACUGACUUCUAGCCUGGUGACGACCUCUCUGAAGAGAUACCACCUUGACCACAUGCAUCCUGAUGAGCAUUCGUCCCCUCCAUAUGUUUUACUACCAGCGACAUACAACUGGACUUAAUGCUAUACCUCAGUUCUUCAAAAAUACGGACAAAGGAUAUGUGCACAUAUUUUAACUCAAGCUGCAGUUUUAAAAUUAAAGCAGAAAAAAAAUGUGACCUAUGCGUACAUAAUGAAAGAACAUUUGGUGAAGAAUAUCCAAGAUUACAAAACAACCUCAGGAGACCAGGGGAGGAUAGGAACUGUGUAGGGGAAAGAAACUGGAGUCCCUUUUUCAGGAAGGAAAGACUAGGAUCCAACGAAGUACACUGGAACAGGGAUAGACCAGAUCUGUAUCUAUCACUGUCAGUCUUAUUAGUGAGCACUUUAUCAUGGGCCCUGCUACUAUGAAUAUUUGUCAGGAAACUAAGUUUGGAAGGGAUGAGUUUAGAUGAGUUUGUCUUACACCAUGUGAACACCUGGAAGGGAAGGAAGAAAUGACUUUUGCAAAGCUGUUGGUUUGAAAUGCCAUAUAAGAUAGUAUUUUUGUUACUAGUAACCCGAAUGUUGUUUUCUUAAUUCCUGUUAAAAUAUUUCUUACUCAAGUGUGAUUUUUUUAGAUAUUGUAUUUUCUUUAAUAAAUGUACAGUGAUGAUAAA